Messenger RNA from Oppia nitens, 1722 nucleotides. RefSeq names its product hepatic sodium/bile acid cotransporter-like. Bases 292 to 1707 code for a protein of 471 amino acids. Gene Ontology annotation, cellular component: membrane. The record is from RefSeq and is a predicted model, not a curated record. NCBI's taxonomy places the organism in Eukaryota, Metazoa, Arthropoda, Arachnida, Sarcoptiformes, Oppiidae. The transcript is spliced from 4 exons.
CAUGAAUGGCUGAAUAAUAAGUAUUUAUGCAAUACUUGAGUAGUGUUUGAUUGGUUAAUAUAUUUGGCAUUUAAUAAUACAUACAAAUGUUUGACGAGUUGUUUGUGUAAAAGUAUAGCCAAUGUUUGACUCUAUGUUUUGAUCUAAACAUUAAUUAAUUGAUAAUUAAUUUGAUUCAACACAUUGUUAUAAUACUAGUGUUAAGCAUAUGAUUGAAGUCUAUACAAGAAAUAGCAUUUGAAGCAAAGUAAUUGGUGGCCAUCGGUAAUAAAGUUUGACUAAUCAUUGGUCAUGUGUCCCGUCGUGUUAUUAGCGCUAAUAUUAUCGGUAAUACUCUUAUUACUUGAAGUGACGGCCGCCCUAUCGGUUACUUUCAGACCAUCACAAGUGAAACAAUUGAAAGAGGAUCAGCUCAUCGAUGUGUCAUUCAAUCUGAACACUUCAAUCAAUAAGUUUAAUACAAGAAAUAAUUAUUACGAGAUCUAUAUCGAUGACCAAUCAAUUGUUGAAGUAGUCGGCAAUAAGACAUUAAAUUUGGACAAUAAUUUGCACCAAAACUAUACAUUUGAGUUGAGGGGCAAAUCAUUGGGUCAUUCGUGGCUUGAAGUGGUCAACAAAAAUAAUACCGACGAUCGUAGCGAACGGUUGGCCAUCAGUGUUAUUCGGCCAUCGAGUCGAUUGACUAAAAUCUUUACCAUAUGUGUUGCUGUGUUGAUAUCAAUCAAUUAUAUCAAUAUGGGAUGUGCUCUGGAUUUAAAUGUUGUCCUCCAAGUGAUCAAAAGGCCAAUCGCACCGAUCAUUGGAUUUGUAUGUCAGUAUGGGUUCAUGCCUUUGAUGGCAUAUAUUGUGGGCAAAGUGUUGUUAAGGGAGUCAUACUUACAGUUAGGUUUGUUUGUGUUCGGCGCCAGUCCUGGUGGUGGGGCCAGCAAUAUGUGGACAGUACUAUGCGGUGGUAACCUUAAUCUCAGUAUUACCAUGACUUUUAUCAGCACUUUAUCAGCUAUUUUUAUGAUGCCUCUAUGGUUGUUCACAUUGGGUCGCAAUAUAUUUGAAGGCACGACAACUACAGUUCCUUUACAUAAUAUAUUUGGUUCAUUAGCAUCAAUGACCAUAUUUUUAGGCGUCGGACUAUUAUUUCAAAGAUUUAUACCACGAGUUGCCAAUAUAUGUCGCAAAAUUUUAGCCCCUGUUUCUAUUGCAAUGAUUAUAUUUAUAGUAAUAUUUGGCACUUAUGCCAAUUUAUAUAUGUUUCGAUUGAUGUCAUGGCGUAUACUAUUAUCGGCGUCUAUUAAUGUUUGGUCAGGAUUUUUGAUCGGACUUUUAGCAUCAAUACUCUUAAAGCAAUCAUCUGUUAAUCAGAUUGCAAUUGCCAUCGAAACUGGUAUCCAGAAUACAGGUGUUGCCAUUGUAUUACUGGGUUUAUCUCUUCCACAGCCGGAUGCAGACCUGGCAUCCGUCAUACCUGUGGCCGCCUCUGUUAUGACACCCAUUCCUCUAACUAUUGUUUAUAUAAUAAUUAAAGUUAAAAAUUGUUUAAACAAAGAAUCCAAAGUAAAUCUAAACUCAGGAGCAUUGGACGACUCAAUUGUUAAUGAGUGCUUAAAUCCAAAUAAGACCAUUAGUUCAACUCUUCCUCUAAAUGGUGACAACAAAAACCUUCAAAAGUACACUUACGAUCAGAUCAAUUGGACAAAUGGAAACAUAUGAUUGUUUGCAUACAUU